AUGGAGGCCUCAAUUCACACUGUACACUUGCAUUUUGCUGGGCAACAACAGCAGCGUCUAAUGUGCGUCAAGAUUUGCCGACAUCAUCGGUGCGAGAGAGAGAGAGAUAGAGAAAGAGAGAGAGAGAGAGAGAUAGUUGGAGAGCAAGAGUGCCUCAUAUUCGGCCGGCUUGACCGAGCGGCCAAGCAACAUGGGAGCAUAUCACAUUCACAUGGUGAUUUCACUCUGCUCAGCCUCCAUUUGAGUCAGCAAGACUGUUUAUUUACUUGUCUCAAUCCGACUGACUGCAUCUCUUCCCAGCUCCAGUUGAGGCAGACCGGUGCUUGUGUUUUAUCUUCUCCACACGAAUGGACGCAUGUGAACAGCAUUCCCACCCAUGCCCGCAAUUGGACGCUGAUGAUAUGUAUGCAGGAGGCUGGAAGCAGGGAAGUAACUCACCGCUAUUUCAAAGUGGUGCAUCAAGCUCAACUUACGGACAAUAAAGCGGACUGGGCUUGUGGGGCAGAUUCACCCACGGCCACUUUGCCCUCCUCUCGUCCUCCUCCGGUCCCGGUCGCAAGGCGAGGCCAAGCAUUGAUACGCAAACACUGUCUCUAA
This is a messenger RNA of Protopolystoma xenopodis, 597 nucleotides long. The record is from the annotation of a GenBank genome assembly. NCBI's taxonomy places the organism in Eukaryota, Metazoa, Platyhelminthes, Monogenea, Polystomatidea, Polystomatidae.